Messenger RNA from Suillus fuscotomentosus, 699 nucleotides. RefSeq lists its product as uncharacterized. The record is from RefSeq and is a predicted model, not a curated record. Bases 1 to 699 code for a protein of 232 amino acids. The transcript has 2 exons. NCBI's taxonomy places the organism in Eukaryota, Fungi, Basidiomycota, Agaricomycetes, Boletales, Suillaceae.
AUGAAUCGCAUACUGACUGACCUGGCGCUAGAGGCGCAACCAAACUUCGAGUUUCCCGCAUAUGCAGCCUGGCUCAAUGCCAUUAUCACAGGAGGGCUCACCAGGGAGGAAGCUCUCGCGCAGAUGGCAGAAGGAUGGAAACUUGAGCGUCAAGAGCGCAUCACUCUCUGGAUUCAGCAAUCUGAGGAAGACCUUCGGUUACAACGAGAGCAAGAAGAGCAAGAACGUACUGCAAAGGAAGCCGAAGCGGCUGAAGAACUGCGGGAAGCAGAGAAGAAGAAGCCGAAGAUUAAUGACUUCGACGUUGAAGCUGUCGUGGCGGACGUUCUCAUCCCUCGCCCUUCGCAAUACGCCCUGCAAAAGAUCAAGAGUAUGGAGUACGUAGAGCUGUGGUAUUUUAGCCCGGAAGGGUGCUGGGAAGCAUCAGAGAGUUCUAGGACUGACGGCAGAAGAUUCAUUCGGCUUGGCAAAGGUCGACGGAAAGCUCUGCAAGAUCAUGACCUUUCCUGGCGCCAGUUCGACAUGGCAAAAACGAGUUUCCUUGUCCAUAUUGACAAGAACGGCUGGCCGGACAAGCACCAGCAGGCCUUAGCGCUGUUCUUCACCCUCAUCACCAAUCACGAGCACCGAGUGCAGUCCUUGCAGUGCAAAAAAACCCUGCUUCGAUAUGCAGGAUUCGUCAGACGAGAAUGGCACUGA